UUGUCCGUCUCUCGCUGACAGACAUCAGCAGAAGUCGCAGACAGUGAUCGGUUGUUUGGAAACUGCAGUAAACUUCUGUAGGCGCACACUGUAGUUGGACUUCAUUCAGCCCAUUCCCUAAUCACAACUCGCUUUCUUGCAUGAAGACGAAACCACAGGAUAUUAUAUCUGUUGUAGUCGUAUCCACAUAUCUUGGAAACCCGUUAGAUUUGUAGUUGAUCGUUAGGUAGUUGAUCAUGAACGUGGCUAAAAGCGGUUAUCGUGUCUUCUCUGCAAACUCCACUCCUGCAUGCACUGAACUGGCUAAGAAGAUCACUGAGCGUCUUGGAGUUGAGCUGGGAAAGUCUGUUGUUUAUCAGGAAUCAAACAGAGAAACCAGAGUUGAGAUCAAGGAGUCUGUUAGAGGCCAAACAAUCUUUAUCAUUCAAACCAUUCCCAGAGAUGUUAACACAGCUAUUAUGGAGCUGCUGGUUAUGGCCUUUGCACUGAAGACCUCCUGCGCCAAGAAUAUCAUUGGGGUGAUCCCAUACUUCCCUUAUAGUAAACAGUGUAAGAUGAGAAAGAGAGGAUCUAUAGUGUGCAAACUCCUUGCUUCCAUGUUAGCCAAAGCAGGUCUGUCGCACAUAAUUACCAUGGAUCUGCACCAGAAAGAGAUCCAGGGUUUCUUUACAUUCCCUGUGGAUAACCUACGUGCGUCCCCGUUUCUACUGCAGUACAUACAGGAGGAGGUCCCUGAUUACAGAAAUGCAAUCAUUGUAGCCAAGUCCCCAUCUGCUGCCAAAAGGGCUCAGUCGUACGCAGAGCGUUUGCGUCUCGGUCUGGCCGUCAUGCACGGUGAAGCUCAGUGUUCAGAGUCAGACAUGGCAGAUGGGCGUCAUUCUCCUCCCUGCGUCCGCAACAGCACCGGACAUCCCGGCCUAGAGCUGCCAUGCAAACAACAAGCUCCGUUCCCAGGCAUAGAGCUCCCAAUAAUGAUGGCCAAGGAGAAACCUCCCAUCACUGUCGUCGGAGACGUUGGAGGUCGCAUUGCCAUCAUUGUUGAUGACAUCAUAGACGACGUGGAGGACUUUGUGGCCGCAGCUGAGAUUCUGAAAGAGAGAGGAGCCUACAAGAUUUACAUCAUGGCCACUCAUGGGCUCCUGUCUGCAGAUGCUCCACGUCUCAUUGAGGAAUCUGCUAUAGAUGAAGUGGUGGUUACCAACACCGUUCCUCACGAAGUGCAAAAACUGCAGUGUCCCAAGAUCAAAACUGUAGACGUCAGUAUGAUCUUGGCUGAAGCUAUCAGACGCAUUCACAACGGAGAGUCCAUGGCUUAUCUUUUCCGUAACAUCACAGUAGACGACUAAACAACAGAUGUGUGUUAGACACAGAGGUGAGGUGUAGACGCGUGUGAGCUCUGUCAGUCACAGAACAAUAUAACAAUAUACUUCAAUUAUACAAAUAAACCUCUUUUAUUCUUCAAAACUAUCAAUAUAGGCUCAUAUUGACAACUGACAGAAUUGAUGCAGAUGGUUAUAUAAAUGAAAUGAAGAGUUACUGAAACCAGUUUGAAUUUUGUCAUUAUGAAUAAUGUGUGGUUAUACUCCGAUGCAUACAACUUGAUUUGUGCAAAUCUUCAUUUUAUUUCUGUAUGUCUUUUUUGCCUUUUUGUAAAACAUUAAAGAUUACAAUUCCUAAACUGAGUUUGAAACCAUACUUGUAAUACUGAUCGAGUUAGCUGGUGCAGAUAUCUGAAGUAUUAACAGAGUUAAUUUGGCAGAGUUUCCUUCUUCAUUCUUCUCUGGUAAAACAAUAGAGAAGGGUGAAAUCAUCGAUAAAUUACAAAGGCAAUAAAUAUGGCACGUUUAUAUGUAAAAUACAGUAUGCUGUUGAAACCAGGCAGACCAGGAUUGUAGACGGAUGCAGAAAGCAUGCGCAAGCGCUGCACGGGGUCUGUACUGAUUCUUCAUUUGUGUGCUUUGUUUCUGCUGUUGAGUUAUUGGUUCAUGUUGAUGUCUUUUAUCAGCACAGCUACACUGCUGUCGCUCACUAUCACUCAUCUCUGUGUUCAUCAGUCGAAUGUUAAACUGUAGUCACCACAUCGGCCUGGCGGUCCAAAAUAAAUCAACAUUCCCAGGGUUUCAUGUCUCUGUCAGAGCUAGAGUGGUUGCUAUGGCAACCUUAUUUAAGGCCGAUAUACGGUUCUCAGCUCUUAUAGCUACAUAUAUCUUUGCAGUAGUGCAAACCUGAUAUGCGAUCCUUAUGGACGAUUUACGAUUUUGUUAGAAUUUACCUGCUGUUGAUUUGCAAUCGUAUUUUUGUAAAUAAACACAAAUGACUUGCUUUA
Molecule: messenger RNA, 2326 nt
Organism: Misgurnus anguillicaudatus (oriental weatherfish)
Lineage: Eukaryota; Metazoa; Chordata; Actinopteri; Cypriniformes; Cobitidae
Product: phosphoribosyl pyrophosphate synthase-associated protein 1
Biological process (GO): purine nucleotide biosynthetic process; 5-phosphoribose 1-diphosphate biosynthetic process
Cellular component (GO): cytoplasm; ribose phosphate diphosphokinase complex
Molecular function (GO): magnesium ion binding; ATP binding; ribose phosphate diphosphokinase activity
Source: RefSeq, a predicted model, not a curated record